AUGGACCAGUAUCAAUGCCCACGAGACGACAUAGUUGCAAAACUGGCUGAGCUUCUCGAAGACAAGCGGAUUGUCCUCGUGAGAUACACGCCUGCUUCGGGUAAAUCAGCGCUGGCAUAUUUGCUCAACCGCUAUUGCUCUCAAAGGGGUAUACGAAGUGUUUUAAUCGACAUCUGGCCGCCGCCCGGCGAAGACCGUGGUAUCCAAUUUAUCAUCAAGUGCACCCAUAUGAAAGGCUAUACCGAUGUCAGUAAGGACAACAUCAUGGACACGAAACGCAUUCUGGAUGAAGUGCAGAUGUCCUAUGAUGACCCUGAGCUCUGGUUGUCGUUUACCAAGUUUCGACAUGGACGUCUAUGGGGCCCCAUGAUUUGCGCUUCAGCUACGGAAGCCCAGGCUCAGGAAAGCGAGCUUCGGUUUGGGCACUCCCUUGGCAGAGCUAGGUGUGCACAACGGGUGUCAAGCACUCUGUCAGCAUAG
This is a messenger RNA of Monascus purpureus, 480 nucleotides long. NCBI's taxonomy places the organism in Eukaryota, Fungi, Ascomycota, Eurotiomycetes, Eurotiales, Aspergillaceae. The record is from the annotation of a GenBank genome assembly.